AUGCGCUCAGUACACGACUUCAUCCACGAUGCCACGAACAGCCUGGUCUCUGGAAUCAUUGUGCACAACGAAAAAGACGCCGAGGGAAUGAUGGGUCUGGCACGAUUGAUGGAAUUAUUCGACGCCAUCGACGAAGAUGUCAUCGACUGCUGGAACCGACGAUGCGAUAUCAACAACGGCUUUUGCCACAAGCUCACCGCGGCCAAGGCACUGUCGAUCCAUCAGAAUCUCGACCGUAUUAAUCAGGGUGAACGGUAUAAAGGAUAUGACUGGUUUGAGCGAGCCAAGGCCGGCCGUAGCUCGGAGACGAAUCACGCUUUCAUGGCCAUGGGCCUGCGCGAAACACAAGCAGCGGAUGUUUUUAUCACGCAAAAAUGGCUUCAGAACCGGGUUUGGCUGCUGUGCUCGACUCAUGGUCUUUUGGGUGGUCAUUCCGAGCGGCCUGAGUUGAGUUUUCAUUAUCCAGUCUCCGUUGCAGAGUCGACUCUCCAGCUUUGCGUGUCGUUACGACUUGGUUCGAUGGAGGCCCACGGGAUUGGAUUGGUAUGUUCUCAUAUGGCCACUAUGUUUCGAGGGAGUGAACUGACAUACAUCCUAGGCGGAGAAAUUGUUCGAUAUUGCCACUGGUGCAAUUGA
Messenger RNA from Penicillium lagena, 636 nucleotides. Its product is annotated as Transcription factor. The record is from RefSeq and is a predicted model, not a curated record. Lineage: Eukaryota; Fungi; Ascomycota; Eurotiomycetes; Eurotiales; Aspergillaceae. Bases 1 to 636 code for a protein of 211 amino acids. The transcript has a single exon.